Messenger RNA from Symbiodinium sp. CCMP2592, 1320 nucleotides. NCBI's taxonomy places the organism in Eukaryota, Dinophyceae, Suessiales, Symbiodiniaceae. The record is from the annotation of a GenBank genome assembly.
AUGGCGGCGCCUGCAGCGAGCAAACUGCCGAAGAAGAUGGAAGUGCACGUUGGUGCGGUAGAGCCGGUCAAAAGCGUGGAUGCAGAGCAACCGAGCGUUAUCUUCCCUCGAGCUCACACAACGGCUACUACCACGGAGGUGAUCUUGCCCUUCGCACCGCCAGAAAACCAGAGCUUUGCGAAGCCACUGCCUCCACUGCCGAAUGAGGUAGCCGAGCAGCUUAACCUUACUGGUUGGGCCGGCCAUGUCGAAGUUGUGACCAGUGCCGACGGGCGAACGGAGAUCAAGAUUGACAAGGCUCCGAGCACAACUGCCAAGAAGGAGGAGGACGCUGAAGUUGCGACCUCGACCACUACAGACGCCCCGACUUCGACCACCACAGACUCCACAACAACCUUUGUCAUGGUGCCUGUCCAGCCGCAUGCGCCGCUGACGGACGAAGGGUGGGAGGAGAAGCCUGGUGACUCCCCCGAGGAGGCCCUCGUGAAACAGGUCAUUCACGAAGUGACGCCGAAGGAUAUUCCUUCCGUGGUUCAACAUGUCGUGGCCACAGUGCUCAACCGUUCAACGCACGAUGCGCUUCCCCGGGCAGCCGGCGAGGCAACCGUCCGGCUAGUCGUGGAGACGCCCUUGAAGGACUUGCCAGAGGCAGUCGUAGAGGCCAUCGGCGAGGUGUUGGACAGAGCCGACCCGCAGGUCCCGGACGCAGGCGACAAGGCUCUCGAUGUCCUACGUCAGAUCCUGCGAUCUUACCGGCCGGAUCCGGUGCAUAGCGUCUCGCAAGUGGUCGACGACAGUUUGCAGGAGGCGGCCACCACCACAAAGGCUCCUUCAGUCGAAAAGGUCGAUGUGGACGACAGUCCGGAGGACGUGCUCAAGAUCAUCGAGGACGUGGCAGAGAAGUUGGCCGGGAAGAAGCUCCCGGAUGCAGUUGCUGCAGGCGGGGUAGCGUCGAACAAGAGCCAAGAGCCUGAGGAAGAGGAGGAUGAAUCUGAGCCGAAUCCGAAGCUGGAGAUGCAGGAGCAGAUCAACCACACCCAGGCCAUUGAAGACGACGAUAUCCGGAUCCGGGACGACGACCCCGCCGACGAUACGGAGUCUUCCGAGAGCACCGAGGAUGCAAAACAGACAGCGCAGGUUGACGGGGACACGCAUGAUUCCAGCGCGGAUGACGACGAGGCCACCACGACCGAGGUCCUGGAGAGCGACCUCGUGAAUGUGACUUCGGAGGCCGAUGAAGAGCCCAAGAAAAUGGGGAGCGAUGAGACGUCUCCGUCAGAGGACGGCGGAGCAGUUCAUACAGCAGCAGAGACGAUGAAA